Messenger RNA from Cannabis sativa, 1812 nucleotides. Its product is annotated as chaperone protein dnaJ 10. NCBI's taxonomy places the organism in Eukaryota, Viridiplantae, Streptophyta, Magnoliopsida, Rosales, Cannabaceae. The record is from RefSeq and is a predicted model, not a curated record. The coding region runs from base 137 to 1411 and encodes 424 amino acids. The transcript has 9 exons.
UGAAUGGGCAUUAGUAGAUUUUAAUAAAAAGGAAAAAGAAAAAGAAAAGGGGGAAAAUACUAAACAGUUUGUUGAAUUAGACAAAGUCGCGGGGAUUGUGUGUUGGUCGUCGUAGUCGUCGGAACUGAGAAUUGAGAUGGUGAAGGAAACGGAAUACUACGACGUCCUCGGAGUGAGCCCGACGGCCACCGAGUCGGAGAUUAAGAAAGCUUAUUACAUCAAGGCUCGCCAAGUUCAUCCAGAUAAGAACCCAAACGAUCCUCUCGCUGCUCAGAAUUUUCAGGUUCUUGGGGAGGCUUAUCAAGUACUAAGUGAUCCUUCCCAACGACAAGCUUACGAUGCCUAUGGAAAAUCAGGAAUUUCAACUGAGGCAAUCAUCGAUCCUGCUGCAAUCUUUGCUAUGCUUUUUGGAAGUGAGCUAUUUGAGGAGUACAUAGGUCAGCUUGCCAUGGCGUCCAUGGCUUCAAUGGACAUGUUUACGGAAGGGGAACAAUUUGAUUCUAAGAAGUUACAAGAUAAAAUGAGGGCUGUCCAAAGAGAACGAGAAGAAAAACUUGCAGAAACUCUCAAGAACCGACUCAACCAAUAUGUGCGAGGAAACAACCAAGAAUUUUUGAGUCAUGCUCGAGAUGAAGCGGAAAGGCUAUCCAAAGCAGCUUAUGGUGUUGAUAUGUUGAACACAAUUGGCUAUAUUUAUGUAAGACAAGCCGCUAAAGAACUAGGGAAGAAGGCAAUCUACUUGGGUGUGCCAUUUAUUGCCGAGUGGUUUAGAAACAAAGGGCAUUUCAUCAAAUCCCAAGUAACAGCUGCAACAGGUGCAAUUGCUUUGAUUCAGCUACAAGAAGACAUGAAAAAGCAACUCAGUGCAGAGGGAAAUUACACAGAGGAAGAGCUUGAAGAAUACAUGCAAGCUAACAAAAAGUUGAUGAUCGAUUCUCUUUGGAAGCUCAAUGUGGCAGAUAUCGAGGCUACUCUUUCCCGUGUUUGUCAAAUGGUUCUUCAAGAUAACAAUGCCAAGAAAGAGGAGCUCCGUGCACGAGCAAAGGGGUUGAAGACUCUUGGUAAAAUAUUUCAGACUGUUAAAUCAAACAAUGGGAAUGAGAGAGAAGCAGAGGUACAUCAACUGAAUGGAAGUGAAUCGAGCUCAUGUUCCCCUAGCUCUAACGGUGUUACCACCCCAGCAUCUUCAAAUGUUGAAGCACAGCCUUAUUCCACACUCGCAUCACAGCCUUCUCAGGUACACGCUAUGCUGCUGCUUAUGUCAAGUCUCAUUGGGUCAAAAGGGAAACCUUUAUGUUACGUGCAACUGUUUGGUGAUCUUGUGUUAUUGAAUUCUUAUAGAGCCCUUACGUGGAGGCCCCACAGUUUACAUUUAACUUCCCAACACCAACAGCACCGCCUGGUGCCCUGAGAAAUGCUUCGACAGGCAGCGAUUAGAGGAGAAAGUUAAAGUUGUUGAUCCAUUUGUGUGCUGUGUAGUAUAUGGAGAUGGAGGCGUUGUCUUUCCUGUAUGUAAUCAAAAUCAAAGUUGUGGUUGUUUUGUCUUGUCUUGUGCCUUUUAUUUGGAGAUGGAAUUGAUUAUACAUAUUUUUACAUGUAGACAAAGAAAGAUGAAGGUUGGUAGAUGCUACUAUGAUAGACAUAUAAUAGACCUUAUAUUCUUAUUUCAAAGUCACCACCAGUUGGCUGCCUUGUUGUGUAACAUGCUGCUGGAGUGGCUGCAUUUUGUGUUUCCAUUUGCCUCUUUUUUCUUCGGUACGUGUAACGUGUGUGUAUAUUUGAUCGAUCAAUGGUCACUUGGACAUUCAUUCA